Messenger RNA from Hipposideros armiger (great roundleaf bat), 3115 nucleotides. RefSeq names its product G protein-coupled receptor kinase 1 (gene GRK1). Lineage: Eukaryota; Metazoa; Chordata; Mammalia; Chiroptera; Hipposideridae. The transcript is spliced from 8 exons. The coding region runs from base 1 to 1611 and encodes 536 amino acids. Gene Ontology annotation, molecular function: rhodopsin kinase activity; ATP binding. Gene Ontology annotation, biological process: regulation of signal transduction; signal transduction; protein phosphorylation. The record is from RefSeq and is a predicted model, not a curated record. Gene Ontology annotation, cellular component: cytoplasm.
AUGGUGAAUGGUCUGUACCACAUCUACAAUGUGAAUGAGGAGAACCCUGGCUUCCAGGAGCCACGUGCCAUCUUCUACACGGCCCAGAUCAUCAGCGGCCUGGAGCACCUGCACCAGAGAGCCAUCGUCUACCGAGACCUCAAGCCUGAGAACGUGCUCCUGGAUGAUGAAGAGCAGGUGUGUUUNCUCUCCAAGUGCGAGGCCCUCCGGGACAGCCUGGACCUGGAGUUCCAGAGUGUGUGCUCGGAGCAGCCCAUCGGCAAGCGGCUCUUCCAGCAGUUCCUGAAGGCCGAUGAGGGACAUGUACCUGCCGUGGAGCUCUGGAAGGACAUUGAGGAUUACGACACAGCCGACGAUGAUCUCCGGCCACAGAAGGCCCGGGCCAUCCUGGCUGAGUACCUGGAUCCCCAGGCCAAGUUCUUCUGCAGCUUCCUGGAUGAAGGGGUGAUGGCGAAGGUCCGGGAGGGGCCUGUGGCAAGUGGGGAUGGGCUUUUUCAGUCUCUUCUGCAGGCCACCCUGGCCCACCUGAGCCAGACCCCGUUCCAAGAGUACCUGGGCACCCUGUACUUCCAGAGGUUCUUGCAGUGGAAGUGGCUGGAGGCCCAGCCCAUGGGGGAAGACUGGUUCUUGGACUUCAGGGUCCUGGGGAAAGGUGGCUUUGGGGAGGUGUCUGCCUGCCAGAUGAAGGCAACUGGCAAGAUGUACGCAUGUAAAAAGCUGAACAAGAAGAGGCUGAAGAAAAGGAAGGGGUACCAGGGUGCUAUGGUAGAGAAGAAGAUUCUAGCAAAAGUACACAGCAGGUUUAUUGUCUCUCUGGCCUAUGCAUUUGAAACCAAAACUGACCUCUGUCUGGUGAUGACCAUCAUGAAUGGAGGCGACCUAAGUAGAGUAUCUGGGAUGGAGGACACAGAAAGAGGCAAAGGGUUUCAGGAUGACAGGAAGAUUCUAGACUGCUGGUUGCACACCAGAAUCCAGACUAGAGCAGGUUUCAUGGCCCCUGAACUCUUGCGGGGUGAGGAGUACGGCUUUUCUGUGGAUUACUUUGCCCUGGGGGUCACACUGUAUGAGAUGAUAGCAGCCAGAGGACCCUUCCGAGCCCGGGGAGAGAAGGUGGAGAACAAGGAGCUCAAGCAGAGGAUCCUCUCGGAGGCAGUCAAGUACCCAGACAAGUUCAGCCAGGCCAGCAAGGACUUCUGUGAGGCGCUGCUGGAGAAGGACCCAGAGAAGCGCCUGGGGUUCAGAGUCGGAACUUGUGAUGGGCUCCGUGCCAACCGCCUUUUUAAAGACAUUAACUGGAGACAGCUUGAGGCUGGUAUGCUGAUGCCCCCCUUCAUCCCAGACUCCAGAACUGUCUAUGCAAAGAACAUCCAAGAUGUAGGGGCCUUUUCCACAGUCAAAGGUGUGGUCUUUGACAAAGCAGAUACAGAAUUCUUCCAGGAAUUUGCCACCGGCAACUGUUCCAUCCCCUGGCAGGAGGAGAUGAUUGAGACUGGCGUCUUUGGGGAGCUGAACGUAUGGCGUGCUGACGGGCAGAUGCCUGAGGACAUGAAGGGGGUAACCAUGGAGGAAGCCACUCCCUCGUCUAAGUCAGGAAUGUGUCUGAUUUCUUAGAUGUGAAAGAAAAGGGAUCUCUCUCUGCUGCCUGCAGGGACAAACAGGACUUUGUGAGUCAGUCAAGCCCACCGUGGUGACAGGUAACUCCUUGGAGUCAGGCCGCUGGUGUGGCUGAGAUGCUCACAGUGCGCGCGGUCAGGAGUUAGGAGGCUCAGAGCUACCAGACUUCCCAGGCCUGGGGUCAGGAGCCCCAGCUUAUAAAUAGUCCACUUCUUUUGUCCCAUUUCACUCAAAAAAGAUACAGCAAUGGUUACCGGACAGAAUGCACCAACCAUGCAUAACUCUCCAGGCUCUUGUGUGGAUAUGAAAGCUGGGGUGACAGUGUUGGGUAGCCGGGUCAAAUGGCUGCUCAGAUGAAAGGAUGUUUAGUUUGAGUUUCCUAGCACCUUAAUGCAACUUCCUAGAGCCCUGUCCUGCAGGCGACCGUCUCUUGGUUGGUACAGGGGUUGGCAAACCACAGCCCUCAGGCUCCCGGGCACCACCAAUGAGGCCUGUGGACCCUGGGCUUGACCCCCUUCAUGCUUAGCUCCUGCCCCCAUGCCACCUGGGAACACCCACCUUCUCUCCCUCCCCACUCAGGAGAGGAGUGAAUUUUGUCAAUUGACAAUUAUGGAGGGUUGCUGGCCAAAACUGGGACCCAACUACCUCCUAUUUUGUCUAGAAGCUCUGUGGAAAAGAUGACCUGUCCCUUAAGCAGUUGUGUGUGAUUCAGACAAUUAUUAGGUAUAGGUUCUCUAGUUUUAUGGAGACAUCUCAAGUGUGUUCCUUAGAGUUACCUUAUGCACAUGAAGGACUUUAGCCAUUAAAGCACACUUGGGCUGGUGAAAUAAACCCUCACAGAACAAUCUUUCUUUCCUGCCUGUGUGUGUGGUACUGUAAAGACAUAGAAUGCUCUGGAAGGGUCUUGGAGGGGCCUCCAGUGCUUUUUGGUCUGUGAUCUGAAACUACCACCUAUACAUUGCCCUGGGCAGGCCCAAGAUGAAAGACCCAGAGGCUGAUGGAGGCUGAGCUGUUGGCAGGACAAAUCACUACCCUUCCCUAAGCCUGGCUUUGUUUUCAGAAUGGUACAUAUCGAUUAGGUAAUGGCUAUAAAUUUCAUUUCACUACAUUCUGGCACAAGAAAGAAUUAGUUCUGAUUUUUCUAAAGCCAUUUAUUCUGCUCUAGGUCCCCAUGGCCCUGAAGGAUGAUUUAAGCAGCCUCAGCUGUGUGGUUGGAGGUCUGGCCCUCACCCCUAAGAUCACCAUCGCCAUAUGCUUGUCCAGGCCCAUGGUGCCUGAAGGUAGAGGUCCUUCUUGUCACACCAGAUUCACCAGUAAGGACUGCUCUGCCUUCAUCUUAUGGUUGGAUGGCCAGAUAAACACAGAGCAUUUGUGUAUAUUUGGCCUUCAGAUAAACAACAAAUAAUUUUUUUCGUGUAUGCCUCAAAUAUUGCAUAGGACAUACACUAAAAAAAAAUUAUUCAUUGUUCUUUGGCUAAACAUUUCAUGCCUGUGACUUAAC